Messenger RNA from Lytechinus variegatus (green sea urchin), 5051 nucleotides. RefSeq names its product probable ATP-dependent RNA helicase DHX34. The coding region runs from base 77 to 4012 and encodes 1311 amino acids. The record is from RefSeq and is a predicted model, not a curated record. Gene Ontology annotation, biological process: nuclear-transcribed mRNA catabolic process, nonsense-mediated decay. Gene Ontology annotation, molecular function: RNA binding; ATP binding. The transcript has 28 exons. Gene Ontology annotation, cellular component: intracellular anatomical structure. Lineage: Eukaryota; Metazoa; Echinodermata; Echinoidea; Temnopleuroida; Toxopneustidae.
UAAUGUUUGAAAUGAAGACUAUUUUCUGUCGACUGUCGUCGACUGGUCUCUUCUUUUGGUGACUAAUUUGAUAAAAAUGCCUCGUGCUAGGAGUGAAGGUCAGCAUCAUUCACAUCAUCAGGAAAGGAGAGAUGAUAGGAGAUCAUAUCAUGACAGACAUGAGAGUAAAAGAGAAAGGAGUUCAUAUUCACAUUCUUCAAGAGAUGAUCACAGCAAACAGCAUUCUUAUCAUAGGCAUAGAUCUGACUCCAGUAAGUCUCAUUAUGGUGACUCUAGGCAUGGGCAUAAAGACAGACUAAAAACUAAGGAGUCUUUGAGGGACAGUCCAGAGCGCCGUCAUGAAAGGAGACAUGGCCGAGCUUCAGAGCUACAGAAGCCAUCUUGGAAUUACUAUGGUUACACAUCAGAUGAUCUUAAGGAUGCGGAAACACUUCACAAGGACAGAGACACAACAGAAACCUCAACAGGUGCACAUGCAUCAGUUUCAAUCCCAGGCAGUUCAUCAAAACCGACUAAAGAACAUCAAGAUCUUACUCAGAAGGUGAAGCAUGCAGAGAAACAAAGAUCGAAGGAGCAAUUAAAGUCAGAAAUGGAGACCUCUUCAACUUCAGGGUUAUUUGACUGGGAUUCUCAUCGCUAUGAGCUUGAUAAACUCUUCUUUGAUGAUGAUGGUGUCUUUAAAAGGGGGAGUUCUGAUUAUGCUGACUUUUGGUCCUUUUUUGAGCGGUACCAGUCAUUUCAGAGCAAGAAGCUAACAGGUGGGCAGAAAGCGAAACAAGCAGAAGUUGACAAGCAUACCAAGACCGGGAAGCUGAAACUCCCUCGGACUUAUGACAAGAGACACCGCAUCAACGUGGAUCUAACUGUCCCUAGCAAACACACUUUGAAAUCAUACAGUCAUGUAGCAGCAAGUGGAGAAGAAAGAGAUGAGUUGACAUCAGAGAGAGUGUUAGAAUUCAAGAAGGUUCUUUUGCUUUACUUGGAUUUCAAUCAGAAACAACAGUUCAACAAGGUGGUGAAGCUUCGUAAGGAUCAGUCUAAUCUCCCUAUAGCAAGGUACAAAGAAACCAUAGUGGAAGCUGUUAGAAAGAACAGUGUUGUUAUCGUUGCAGGAGAUACAGGUUGCGGCAAAUCUACACAGGUACCUCAGUAUCUGAUGAGUGCAGGAUUUGACUCAGUUGCUGUGACACAACCAAGACGUAUUGCUUGCAUCUCAUUGGCUAAAAGGGUCGGAUAUGAAACACUUCACGAGUAUGGCUCUCAGGUUGGAUACCAAAUCAGGUUUGAGACAACCAAGACACAGGCCACAAAACUUCUUUUUCUUACUGAAGGUCUCCUUUUACGUCAACUCCAGCUUGAUCCAGUUCUCUCCCAGUACAAUGUCCUCAUCUUGGAUGAAGUUCAUGAACGUCAUCUCCAUGGUGAUUUCCUCCUUGGUGUCCUCCGGUGUAUGAUGGAGCAAAGGGAUGAUCUCAAGCUGGUUCUUAUGUCAGCAACCAUCAACAUCAAUCUAUUCUCAAAUUACUUCAAGGAUGCCCCAGUCAUUCAGGUUCCAGGACGGCUGUAUCCUAUUCAGGUGGAGUAUGUACCUAUUAAUGAAUCAGAGCAGAGCAGCAAGUCAGAAAGACUGGAUCCCAGACCCUAUCUCCGCAUUAUGCAGCGUAUAGACCACAAAUAUCCUGACACUGAGAGAGGAGAUUUACUAGUCUUUCUAAGUGGUAUGUCAGAGAUCAGCAGUGUAGUAGAAGCAGCCAGAAUGUAUGCAAGUCAAACAAAGAGAUGGAUUGUCCUUCCACUUCACAGCUCACUCUCAGUCGCUGAACAAGAUAAGGCCUUUGAUAUAGCACCUGAGGGAGUGAGGAAAUGCAUUGUAUCAACAAAUAUUGCAGAGACUUCUGUCACAAUCGAUGGAGUAAGAUUUAUUGUGGAUUCAGGAAAGGUGAAAGAGAUGAAUUAUAACUCACAGGCUAAGAUGCAGCAGCUUCAGGAGUUUUGGAUCAGUCGAGCUAGCUCAGAGCAGCGGAAAGGAAGAGCAGGACGUACUGGUCCUGGUGUGUGUUUCCGGCUGUAUGCAAAGUCUGACUAUGAUGCUUUCCAGGCCUACUCCACACCAGAAAUACAAAGGGUUCCUCUAGACUCGCUACUACUUCAGAUGGUUGCUCUAGGUCUUAAAAACCCCAGAGAGUUUCCUUUCAUCGAGGCCCCUCCUGCCUCCAGCAUAGAGAACUCUACCAUGUUUUUGAAGGAGCAAGGAGCCUUAUCUGAGAAGGAGACACUUACUCCUGUUGGUCGUAUGCUAUCUCAGCUCCCUGUUGAUGUUGUCAUUGGCAAAAUGCUUAUCAUGGGUACUAUCUUCAAGAUGAUUGACCCUGUGCUUUCAAUAGCAGCUGCUCUCAGUGUACAAUCUCCCUUCACAAGUAGAGCUCAUAGAGAUCAUGAUGCAAUGAGUGCAAGAAAAUCCCUUGAGUCAGAACAUGGAGAUCCUUUUACAUUACUCAAUGCAUAUGAUGAAUGGAUACAGAUGAAAGCAUCCGGAGGUUCAUCAUCUCGUAAGUGGUGUAAAAGAAGAGGAUUGGAGGAACAGAGGUUCUAUGAAAUGUCUAAACUCAAGAAACAAUUCAAAGAAUUAUUGGAUACCAACAAUCUUCUUGGUGUCAAAGAUGAGAAACGUGAAUUCUCCAGUCUCGAGAGACAAUCUAGGAAUCGAGAGAGAAAGAGAUUAAAAGAGUUGAAGAGGAAGACACAGAAUGCUACAAAAAGAAGGAAAUUACUGAAACUUGAACAUGAGGAUGUUGAUGUGAGUGAUGAAGAUGAAGAGAGUGAUGAUGAUGCUUCCAAGCUUGCAGAUAUCCAAUUCAAACUUUCUCAUGAUGUCACAGAAAUGGAGGCCAAGUCUAACAUGAAUCGCAGUCUUCUGAACCGUGAGAUCAAUCUUCUGAAGGUGAUACUGUGCUCUGGACUAUAUCCUCAAUUGGCUAUUGCUGAUGACUGUAACUCGUACAGAAAGGAAUCCGAUCAGGUCUUCCAUACAAAGGCCAAGCCAUUUGUUGUACUCCACCCCACUGGAAUAUUCGCAAACAACCCUGAUUUACUGGAACCUCCAGAUGGGGAUACGCUACCAGAAGAAACAACCGGGAAGAGAGGAGUGUUGAGUGCUAAACAUCAACUCCUAUCCUAUGUGUCUUUAUUAGAAACCAACAAGCCUUACUUGAUGAAUACAAUGAGAGUACCUGCAUUGCAAACCAUGUUACUCUAUGCCAGGAGUCUGGAUACGAACCAGCAUUGUACAAGGCUGAUUGUAGAUGAAUGGCUAGAGUUCUGCUUUGCUGAUUCCCAGGCUGCAGAAGACAUUCUUCCAGUCGUCCUUCAUCUUAGAGCUACCUGGAUGAAAGUUCUGGAAAUGAGGUUAAAAGAAUCUCAAUUGACCAACAAUUUUGGUGCAACAAAUUUGAAGGUCAUUCACCUUGAGCGUCUGUUAGCGAGGAAGCUGGCCGAAUAUCUGUCCAGUCACGUUGAAUACACAAUGAGAAAGCUCAGUGGAACUGAUUUCCAACAUCUCUAUAUUGGACCAUCAGGUGAUGUGAUUAAGAGUUCUGAUGAUGAAUUUUUCAGUACAUUCAGCAAAGAUUCAGAACCUCAUCCAACCAAAGGAGGAUGGAAAGUAACUGACUUCAUGACUUAUGGCUGUUUGAUAGAGGAUGCAUCAAACCUUGAUAGCAGCUAUACAUCGGUGCUAAGGAAACAUUGGACAUGCCCAACGUGUGAACGAGGUCUAGUUGUGACUUUGAUGGAGCGGUUGCAACAUGAAGCAGACUGCUCUGCUGGUAUUGUUGAAGAUUCCACCAAGUCAGUUGAGCUUGGUUCCUCAUCAAGUACACAAAAGCAAGGAAUGGAAUCUUUAAGAAGGCUGUAUGAAUGUUCCAUGUGUAAGGAGACAUUUUCAUUCACAUCCUCUGAAAUCAUCAAACACAAGAGGGCUCAUCUCAAAGAAAAAUCGGGGAAGCCAGACUGAAAAUGCCAUCUGUGCUCUUGAAGUGUUUUACUUCCAAUAAUAAUAGAAGCUGGAUUUACAUGGCACCUUUUCCAGAGGAUAGCCAACUAUCAUUAUCCUGGCUUUAGCUGGAGCUGUCGCUUCAUCAAUGACACUCGGUGCAUUCAAGGAAUAAAUCCUGCCGGGCAAACAUUCAACUCACCCGGGUUGAGUGGAACACAAUUUGAAGAAGUUACUUGCUGAAGACAAACAUGCCCUGCCUUUUAGUAUGUGGUAUCAAGGAACGAGUCUACAUUAGUCUGGUAGGAGCGAUGCCACGUCAGUACUAAAAUAUUUUUCUGAAUUAUUGUUACUUGGGGAGACCUCUGCAAGAACAUCUGUAUGGAGCAUUAUUGUUCUCAACCGUUAUGAAUUCUGGCACCAUACAAGAUAUUUGUCUCUAUCUUCCUUAUCAUUAUAAUUAUCAUCACCAUUACCAUGCUCGUAAUUGUCAUCUAUAUCAACAUUCCACUAUCAUCACUAACAUCAUCUAUUUUCAUCAUCAUCAUAAUAAUCAUCACCAUCAUCAUCUAUCAUCAUAAUCAUCAUUACCACCAUCAUCAUAUCAUUACUGCACCAAGAUUAGUUUACCUCUGUAUCCAAUUUGAAAAAAAUUUUGUUGAAUGAUUUUAAUUCCUGAAAUUAUUUAAGUGUAUAGCUGAUGCGAUUGCACUAUAAAGAUGAUUGCAACAAGUUACCAAGCGUAUCUUGGUCCAAAUAACAAUCGCAGGCCAGCGCAUACAUUAAUACAGCUCUUCAAUAUGCUGCAUCUCCAUGGCACCUCUUAGGCAUAUGUUAUCUGCUCUGCAGCAGCCCAACAAAUUGGUCAUGAUGCCAUUUUCUAAACAAAGGUUGAAAUUAUCAAAAUCGUAUAAGAUUUGACAUGUCAAAUGUCAAAUUGAAUCGCAGUUGCAACGUGUUGCAGGUUGGCGCACACUGUGAUUUGUUGCAGUCGGAUCUUAGUUCAAUCGUGUCAGUGUGCGCUGUGCUUCACAUUACAAGUAGUUACAAAACAUGUCCA